CUCCGUCAUACAGUUUUUUCUGCCUGCUCAAUCUUCAGCCCUUGGCAUACAGAGCGAGGUACAACAAGUCGAACUUGCACGUUAUUAGUCUGUCUGAUUAAAUAGAGCUUGUUGCACGGUUUAGGGCUCUUGUGCUUGACUUCUCGUCUCCCGCUUUCAGCGGUGACUUUGCAGUGGCCAGCAGCUUUCAAGCUCCAAACCAUAAGCAUCAUAAACUAACCUUCGGUCAACUCACGUCGAGCGCGCGAUUCCGCCCCUCGCGCUUACCAAACUUGCUAAAUCGUCGGAUUAUCUACGGAUUAAGGCAGAGCUAAGAUGGCACCGUCGUCUGAGGAUGUCGCCGUCAGCGGCGGUGGCUCGCAGGAGCUGAGCAACUCAUCGCCCACGAGCAGCUCAUCAGGUGGAGCGGGCGUGCUGGGAGAGCGUGACCACUUCUCAAAGCUGCUCCAGAAUAACAGGGAGUGGUGCAAGGCGCGCCUGGCCGCGGACCCCAAGUUCUUCGAGCGGCUUUGUGAGCAGCAGAACCCCGAGUACCUGUGGAUUGGCUGCAGCGACUCCCGCGUGCCGGCCAACCAGAUCCUGGGCCUGCAGCCCGGCGAGGUGUUUGUGCAGCGCAAUGUGGGCAACCAGGCCACCCACACCGACCUCAACGUGAUGAGCUGCCUGGAGUACUCGGUCAAGGAGCUCAAGGUGAAGAACGUGAUCGUGUGCGGGCACUACGGCUGCGGCGCCGUCAAGGCCGCCCUCAAGCUGCCCAGCAAGACAACCAACCUGGUCAACUGCUGGAUCUCGGACAUCCGCGAGUGCCGCAACCAGCACCGUGCGGAGCUGAUGCAGCUGGAUGACCACCAGGCGCAGGUGGACCGGCUGUGUGAGCUCAACGUGCUGCGCCAGGCGUUCCACGUGGCCACCAGCCCCGUGGUGCAGGCGGCGUGGGACCGGGGACAGGAGCUGCACCUGUACGGCGUGGUCUACAGCCUGAAGGACGGCCAGAUUAAGAAGCUGGUGGGACCCAUCUCAGGAAACGGCGACUUCGAGUGUGACCAGGCCGACUUCGAGUCCCACGGCGCCACCUACGUGGCGGCGGCGGAGGCGGCCGCGGCGGCGGCGGUGGCGGAGGUGGGCGCGGGCGUGGGCAACCUCAACGUGGUGUCCGCCACACUGGACGGCCGCGUGUCCCUCAACGGCGUCACGCUCACCUCCGAGGCGAAGGAGGACGGCCGCAGCUCCGCCGCCCAGGUGGACGCGCUGCGCGCCUACAUCAACACCGCCAAGGUGAACAACCGCAUCGCCGAGCACGUCAACGGCUGGCACUGAGGAGCAGCGCGUGUGAGCGGGGCGGGCACCGAGAGGCGCACGUGAGGGAAGAGCAGCAGUAGCAGCUGCAGCUGCUGCGGGAUGAGGAGGAGGAGGAGGAGGGCGGAGGCGCAGAGUGCGCCUCAUAGCUUGCUCAGGUGGGCUGAGAGCACUUGGAAGCCCAAGUUAACUGCGGACAUGAAGGUUGGCGGCGGCGGCCGCUGGCGCAAAGGACGCAUAAGGUCAUGCAAGUUGUCAUAUCAAACAAACAUGACGUUUUGGGCACCCUGGUCGUCAAACCAGGACAGCUGGUCACUACGAAGUAGGGGGGUCACGGAGCCUGGCAGGGCAGACGUGGCGAUGGAUGCCUAUGGCAUCGGCGUCCCGGAUGUGAUUAUGUCGCGCUCCCGUUUGAUGACAAGGUUUCCGUUUUCGUGAAUAAGCCCGGCACGCACUGCCGAGUUUGUUGGAAAAACAAAUGUUGCGCUGCACUUGUUUGCAGACGUUGUUGACUCUGGAGUUGGGGUUUUGGGUUUUUGGUUCUUGCUGGGUGCAACACUGACAACCAUAAGGCACGCACCCGCUUUACGAGGGGAUGCGUGUGGGCAACUGCAGUUGCCUAGAAGAAUUGAUGAGGCAUUGCGUCUGGGGCUGAAGGACUGAAGUUUCGCGAAGGCACCUGCUGGCAGGUACGGCACGAUGCGGCCGCUAGCGCGGACACAUGCGUGCUACUGCCCCGACUAGGCAGGGUUGUAUGUUUGGUUUCGCCUUCUCAUAAGCAUGCAACAGCUCGAGUGAUGCGGAGUGAUGCGGAGCUGUAGCGUCUGAGUCUGAUGCCCAUAGAAUAAGCCCCAGGGUGGCUGUGGGUUUACAGGAAAUGCGGGGAAAGCUUCCUGGGCGUGUGUGGAAGAACCGUGGUUUGGUGUGCGUGUGUUUGUGUUGUGUGUUACUUUUUGCCUGGCUGCAUAAACGCCUCGGGACUUGCCCGAGCAGCAAAGAAUCUGGAGAACAAUAUACAUCUGAGGGUUUCCCGGUCUUACUAUUGCGUGACGGAGCGUUGUGUGGCGACCGGCGAGUUCGUUGCAGCCGGGGAUCAAGUGUCGUGCAGGCAGGUGCCGUGCCGACACGUGUGUUUUGUUGUGGCGGUCUGUCGUGGGUGCCAACAGAACUGCCCGGGGCAUGGUCUGGUCAGGCGCAAGGGAGCUAGGGAGGGGAAAGGGGUGCACAUGAAAAGUGGCGGUGGCUUGGUUGACCGGAGUGGGUUGUGCUUGUCGCCACGUUCGUUGUUACCACAGACGCACGCACUGGAUGCUUUGAGCCUCUUCUGGCAUCGUGCGCAUUCGCUUCCUCGAAGCAUCGUCGAGAGCAUGUAUGUAACACUCGUCCGCAUGUAUGUAACACUCGUCCUGC
Molecule: messenger RNA, 2706 nt
Organism: Chlamydomonas reinhardtii
Lineage: Eukaryota; Viridiplantae; Chlorophyta; Chlorophyceae; Chlamydomonadales; Chlamydomonadaceae
Exons: 9
Coding region: 316-1317 (333 amino acids)
Biological process (GO): carbon utilization
Molecular function (GO): zinc ion binding; carbonate dehydratase activity
Source: RefSeq, a predicted model, not a curated record